Molecule: messenger RNA, 1399 nt
Organism: Ilyonectria robusta
Lineage: Eukaryota; Fungi; Ascomycota; Sordariomycetes; Hypocreales; Nectriaceae
Exons: 2
Coding region: 19-1092 (357 amino acids)
Source: RefSeq, a predicted model, not a curated record
ACCCUCUUUCUUCAGAACAUGUACUCAUUUUUCCUACCCAACAUUUCACAUUGUCUUCAUUUUAAGAUUCUUUCCAUCGAGUCAUUGAGGUCUUCAGCAAAGGUGCUCGCUAAAACCUUGGCGCAUAAGUACAAACAAUCUACAGCCGAGAUGACACCAUGGGGCUCGCUUGUCCAUCGCAGCGUGGAGGCCUGGGACCCACUCACUCAAACCGGGCACGCGAUAGAAAAAGAAGUCUUGCAAAAGUGUACCAGUCUGGAUGAAUUUUUGUGUAAAGGGUCGGCAAAUCCCAUGUUUUGGUUUUUCCAACGAAGAGCGGCAUUUCUAUCUCAGAAAACGAUGCCAAAAUGGAGCAGUGAUCGUUUAGACGAUUAUGUUCUUCUUCCUGCUUCUAACGGAUUUGUCAAACGGACCGAAUGCUUCUUUGUUAGUCACUUCUGGCAGACGAAAGAUCACCCUGAUCCUAACGGCGAAUAUCUACACCUUCUUCAAGAAAAUCUCCGGCUACAAACCUGGUCAUACAUCUGGAUUGACUGGACGUGCAUACCCCAGUAUCCCCGCAGUCAGAAAGAGGAGGCCUACUUCCUGCGAACGCUACAAACAAUGUCGGGAAUCAUUCGAAAUUCUGGAUUUGUGUGGUUUUACCCGCCCUUCGAAGCACGCAUGUGGAUUUUGUACGAAGUUGCUGAAUACACUCUGACAUCCACAGGCGAGUUUCAGGUAACCACAGACAUCAAGGAAUUCGCAGACCAUGUCAAGGAGAUGUUACAGGGCGGAGUGCGCUCUACACUGAACAAGCACGGCUAUACAUGCACGUACGACCGCGACAAAGAAUUCCUCACCUCAUGGCUAGAAGUUCUUGUUCUUUUGAGAAGACUCCGCGUCAACAUUUAUGAUGUCCGACGGUUGCUGGAUUACCUCACGUGGCUUCCUAGUGCACGAUCGAUAUUCAUGUAUACCAUCGACGGCCCUGUGGAACUUCUCCGGUAUGAAGGCACUUUAAUUCUCGGCGGAGAGCGCUAUACGUUCACGCCAUUUCCCAAAUGGGAAGAAGGUAAAUAUUCUGCGAACGCUACGUCUGAAAUCGCAUAGAAGGAGGAAAUCACUCUGCAUUAUACUGUACUGUACAGCAGAAAGCCGAUUGUAGAAUUACUACAGUACAAGAGCGUGAGGUUGGGGUAAUCGCUAUCUCCCUCCCAUAGAUCAGUGCCAUACCUUACGAGAUGGUUUGCGACUCUUGGGGCAUCCCCAACAAUGGACAAAUGGAGAUAGGUUAUAUAUUUCAUCUUAGGUAAAGGUGAAAAGCUAAGAGAUCUUGUGUCAAUUGAAACAUCGUAAGGAAAAAUGUUGCUGGCGAAAACCUGCCCAUCCAACUUGAUGCUGAACUUAUGGUAAACGA